Molecule: messenger RNA, 1557 nt
Organism: Aspergillus nidulans FGSC A4
Lineage: Eukaryota; Fungi; Ascomycota; Eurotiomycetes; Eurotiales; Aspergillaceae
Exons: 5
Coding region: 1-1557 (518 amino acids)
Biological process (GO): transmembrane transport
Cellular component (GO): membrane
Molecular function (GO): transmembrane transporter activity
Source: RefSeq, a predicted model, not a curated record
AUGGCGACAGUUGAGAGCAAGAGUCCAAUUGACGAUGUAGAAAAAGCGCCUAGCGAAGCAAGCGAUGAGGAGAGAAGACGCGAAUUCCUCUCGUCGUUCACGCCGGAGGAUGACAAGCGGAUUAUGAACAAGGUCAACAGGCGGUUUCUCUGGCUGAUCGGCGUUAUUUAUGUUAUCAAGACGAUCGACUAUACCAAUGCCGCAGCCGUCAAGGUACUGCAGGUCGGUGAAGAGCGCAAUGUGCUGUCGGAGCUGAAAAUGACCACGAACGAAUACAACUGGGUCCAGUCGAUCUACUUUAUAAGCUACAUCGUGUUCGAAGUUCCCAGCAACCUGCUGCAGAAGCGGCUCACGCCGCGUCUCUGGCAGUCGCGGAUCAUGCUUACCUGGGGCAUCGUCCUCGCUUGCCAUGCAGCUGUGCAGAACAAGCACGCGCUCUACGCCCUGCGUUUUCUUCUAGGGUUGUGCGAAGCUGGCAUGUUUCCUGGUAUUGCGGCGCAGCUCUGCGGGUGGUAUCGCAGCGACGAGAUGGCGACGCCCAUCAUGUGGAUGUUUGGGUUCCAGAAUACAUCAGGGAUUAUUGGGUCGCUCAUUACUUAUGGCAUCUCCUACAUGAAUGGGUUACAGGACUUGAGUGCCUGGCGAUGGGUAUAUCUCCUAGAAGGCCUCUUCACCAUCGCCUUCUCCGGUGUAAUCUUCCUCGUCCUUCCGGACUGGCCUAAAUCAGAGCGCACGAAAAAGUGGCUCACUGAGCGAGAGCAGGAAUAUGUGGAAACACGCCUGUCCGAGAACGCUCCAAAGGAAAGUGACGCCAGUUUCGACAAGGGCGAGGUGAUUGCAGCUCUGAAGGAUCAGAGGACUUAUUCGUUCAUGAUCUCGCAGAUCCUCAUCAACUUUGCAGGAUACGCAUUGAGCUGGCAGCUGCCUACCAUUACGACAAGUCUUGGCUUCGCAGGUCUGCCGCGAAACCAGCUGCUCAAUAUUCCUCCAGCCGCGGCGUCGGUUCUUGCCAUCAUCUUCUCUGGAUGGUUCCUGAAGAGGGCGUAUAUGACUCGACCAGCGUAUAUCAUGUCCGUGAUCAUUGGGCCGAUGCUGCUCUUCUUCAUCCUGUUGGCGGUUCUGGACAACAAAGUCGGAAUAUACAUCGCCUGCGUCUUCGGGACAAUGUUCUAUGCAGUCUAUUUUAUCCCUUUCUGGGCUUGGCGGAGUUCGUCCCUGAAAGGUAUGACCGGAUCUGCAUUCACACUCGCCUUCCAGUCCUGUGUUGGCCAAGUCGGCGGUGUAAUUGGGCCACAGCUCUUCCAGUCGCGCUUCGCAUACAACGGAUACAAGACGCCAUUUGCGAUCUGCGCCGCCGUGGUUGGGGUGGCAUGGUUGACGAAUGGGUGGACGUGGUGGCUGACGCGGAACGUCGAGUACGAUGUCAUGCGCGUAAGGCGGUUGCGGAUCAAGGAGGAGAAGCAGGGCCGGAUCUACGCCGGCGAGGAUGUCCAGGUCUAUAAGGAGCGGCAGUUCUACGAUGGGAUGGGGAGGAAGAAGGAGCAGCUGGAGGUGUAG